AUGUUAUCGUCCAACUUUAACUCGAACUCCUACUCCUACUCCUCCUCAACCUCAGUCUCCGCCUCUUCCAGCUCCGGCCAACAUUGCUCUGGACAUGUAUACCAAAAGUCAACUAGAUCCGAUCCUACAGGGACUUUUAUACAGACGACCACUCAAAACCUCGGAGAGCUGCCGGUUCAAGAAACGAAGUAUUACACCCCUGAUGGAAAUCAGGUCGUGGAUGGAGGAAGAGUUUUGGGGCGAGGGAUUACGAAUGAAGUGACGGGAAGAAUUGAGGAUGUAUCUGAUGAAAACACCGAUGAAGAAAACGAUAGAGGGUAUAGGAAGCGGAUCGAGGAUGAAUAUGCGAAACGGGAAGGGGGAGCUUGA
Venustampulla echinocandica is the source of this 369-nucleotide messenger RNA. RefSeq lists its product as uncharacterized. The transcript has a single exon. NCBI's taxonomy places the organism in Eukaryota, Fungi, Ascomycota, Leotiomycetes, Helotiales, Pleuroascaceae. The coding region runs from base 1 to 369 and encodes 122 amino acids. The record is from RefSeq and is a predicted model, not a curated record.